Messenger RNA from Prunus armeniaca (apricot), 195 nucleotides. NCBI's taxonomy places the organism in Eukaryota, Viridiplantae, Streptophyta, Magnoliopsida, Rosales, Rosaceae. The record is from the annotation of a GenBank genome assembly.
AUGGCUUCUCAGAUCACAUUGGCAAUGUUUACUCUGUGUUUUGCCCUACUAGUUAUGCUUGGUUCUGCAGCUGACAUGCCAGGCAUGCCCGGUAUGGGGGCAGCUACCCCUGCAGCGCCACCCUCUGGCGGUGGCUUCACAUGUCCAUCAAUGGCUGUUGCCUUCUUUGCUUUGGUUGCUGCCUUUGUUGCCUAG